Messenger RNA from Aegilops tauschii subsp. strangulata, 1125 nucleotides. The record is from RefSeq and is a predicted model, not a curated record. Lineage: Eukaryota; Viridiplantae; Streptophyta; Magnoliopsida; Poales; Poaceae.
AUGGAGUUCACACUUGAACCAAAGGAGGCUGGUGAAGGCAAGAAGAGGAAGGAGAGGGUCAAGAGGACCACUGCCAGAGUCAUUGGGAGAUCCUCUAUGUUUAGAGAUCCAGCUGAAGAAGAAGAAGAGGAUGUUGCUCCAGCAUCAAAGUCUCAAAAGCUGAUGGGGGAUGCCAUCAAGUCUUGGGCUGCGCCUUCCAAGCCCAAGAUUGCCCCCAAAGCUUCUGCUCCAGCUCCAAAGCCCAAGAGGAGCACAAGGAACAUUUAUGCUGCUGAGAAGAACAAGGCCCCAGUGCCCGAGAUGGAUGAAGAAGAAGAUGCUGAAGCCCAAGUGCUUAGGAAGCUUAAACCAAAAAUUCCAGAUCGUGAUGACAGCCAUCCAGUGGCAGAAGAUAUGAACAUCAGGAAGGAUGCAGGUCUCGGACUUUGGAGACAAAGUGACCCUUAUGAUGUGAGGAGAAAGACUGAUGUGGACUACAGGUUCCAUACCAAAGAGCAGCAAGGUUUCUAUGAAACCAUAUUGCUUGACAAGAAGCCCAUAGUCUGUGAUAUGAAGUGGGUUGACUGGAAAUACAUCGAUGAGAAUGAAGACCACUUUCCAAGUGUACAUGAAAGUUUCAGAUCAUGUGGGGUGGACAAGUUUGUGGUACAGAAGCUGACAAAAUGGAAUGAUGAACUCAUCAUGCAAUUCUACUCCACUGCACACUUCUAUCCUGAUGGAAGGAUGGUUUGGAUGUCUGAAGUACCUACGGGCAAGCUUUUGGGUUUCUUGGUUUCAAACCGAGGUAUCGAAGCUAACCCAGAAAAAAUCAAGGGCAUUACUUCCCUGGCUAAGCCAAAGUGUGUUAAUGACGUCCAACGCUUGGCGGGUCGGAUAGCAGCUUUGAGCCGGUUCAUAAGCCGCAUGGGAGAAAAGGCUAUUCCCCUGUAUCAGAUGAUGAAGAAGACAGAUAACUUCGUCUGGAGUAAUGCGGCUAAUGAGGCAUUUGAGGCGCUUAAAAAGCAACUAGCUGAGCCGCCGGUUCUUGCUGCUCCUGUUGACAAGGAGCCUCUGUUGUUAUAUGUGGUUGCCAAUAGCCGGGCCGUCAGUAUCGCUAUUGUGGUGGAAAGGAAAGAGGCAGGCAAG